AUGACGCUCGUCUUCCUUAUCUUCCUGUUCGGGUACGAAGAGACGAAGCAUGUCCCAGUGUUGGAAGGCCUCUCAGGCACCCAAUCUUCAGGAGGAGACCAAAAGGAGUGCGAAGACGAGAAAGACAAGGCCGAAGAAGGCCUGAAUAUCUCCCUCCACCAGACAACCAGCGACGUUAGGGGCUCCAUGUCGAUACCACCUGCCACGUACCGGCAACGCAUGCGAUGGGUUACUUACUCGUCCGAGUCGCUCUGGAAGAUCGCCUACUUCCCAGCCUACACCAUCAUGCUCCCUCACGUCGCCUUCAGCGCCCUCCAGUAUGCCGCGGGCAUAACCUGGCUCGUGAUCAUCUCAUCCAUCAUCCCCAUCAGGUUCACCCAGCCGCCGUACAACUUCAACACCGACGGCAUCGGCCUGAUGAACAUGGGGCCCUUCGUGGGCAACCUUCUCGGCAGCUUCUACUCUGGGCUUCUGAGCGACCGCUCCGGAAUGCACUGGAUCUACCCCUCCAUCGGCGGCGGCCUCUUCGCCUUUGGCCUCGGCGCCAUAGGUGACGCCGCCCUGACCCUGAACAGCGGCAUGUCCAACAUGUUUAUCACCGCCGGCCUGAUCUCGUUCGCCAUCAGCAUGCUUUUUGUGCCGUUGAUCAUCUGGGGCAAGAAGAUCAGGAAGGCGUUGGCGCCUCGUUACUACGAGCUGCUUGAGAAGCAGGGCGGUCUGGUGGAGUCGUAG
This is a messenger RNA of Diaporthe batatas, 732 nucleotides long. RefSeq lists its product as uncharacterized. Lineage: Eukaryota; Fungi; Ascomycota; Sordariomycetes; Diaporthales; Diaporthaceae. The record is from RefSeq and is a predicted model, not a curated record. The transcript is spliced from 3 exons. The coding region runs from base 1 to 732 and encodes 243 amino acids. Gene Ontology annotation, molecular function: transmembrane transporter activity. Gene Ontology annotation, biological process: transmembrane transport.